Messenger RNA from Leishmania major strain Friedlin, 1419 nucleotides. RefSeq lists its product as hypothetical. The record is from RefSeq and is a predicted model, not a curated record. NCBI's taxonomy places the organism in Eukaryota, Euglenozoa, Kinetoplastea, Trypanosomatida, Trypanosomatidae. Bases 1 to 1419 code for a protein of 472 amino acids. The transcript has a single exon.
AUGCCAUCGGCGAACGCGCACUUCAGUUUGUCCGCCGGUUCAGCAGAGGAGACGAGGCGGUCCAUCGACUCGGACUGUCCCCUCUUCAACUGCUUCGGCGUGCUCAGUGGCGGUGUCAUCAUUGACCCCAUCGACGGGUCGUUUAUGGAGUUCACCGACGCGGCUGUGUACACACCUAGCACUGUCGCCGCGCAAGUCGACACCGGGAACGACACGCAGGACGACCUCGCACGUUGCACUCUGCAGCAGGCAAACGAGCACGCCUUUCGCACCGGCGCGACACAUCUGAUUCGGCCGGAGUGCCCGCUGAUACUGUGCACAUCGGAGCUGCCUCUGCCCCCCAGGUCCUCUGAUCGGCCGCUAAACCGCUUUAAGUGUCGCUCAAGUCCCCUCAGCGCCGCGGGAAGCACAGGGCCCACGGUCACAUCGGCGCGUCACGCAGCACAGAUGGGGAUGGAGAACGUCGAGAAGUGGCUGAACCAGUUGGCGCCGCAUCCGGGUCACAGACCACAGUCGCCGAGGCGGCAAGCGUGGACGACAGUGUGGGCGGAUGCCGAGGAGUUUCGACUUUCCAUGCGGGCACACAGCGACGUGCGCGCCAGCGAGGCGUCUCUCUAUUUGCCACCGCGCAUUCCCUUUCCACUGCGCUUCCGCGGCCAGCCAAUUUCGCUCAUCGAAGAAGGAGCGAAUGAAUCACCCGCCGCCAGCCAGCAGCAGCAGCCGGAUCGUGAGGCGAACAGCGCGACAGCGGUUCCACCGGACGGUGUGCGCUGCGCCGCCGCCUCCUUCACGUGCUACACAGGUGUUCCCCGUUUCGCCACAGCAACGGACACCGCGCCACGUUUCGACUCGGCGGAGUUCGCGAAGGGAACGGCAGUCGCCCGGCUGCGAAAGCGACUGCGCCCGUACUGCGAGACCUCGUCGCUGGGGCGGCGCCGAUCGUCCAGCGACUACGACGAGGCGGACAGGGAAGGGUUCUUGAUUCCCUUUACCGACUCCACGCCUCGCCAUGCUGCCUUUGCCCUUUUUCUGUUGUACUUCAACCACUUAGGUGUCCUCUGCAAUGGUGUGCGCGUUACAGGAGAGACGGCGGCCUCAUCGUGUCUUGACGGGCUCGACGUGGGCAGCACAACGUGGGGCCUUUGCCCUAAAUACCUGUAUGACGUCCGUGCCGAGGUCGAGCGAAAGCGGCGCGUGACGAGAGAGCUGAGGGAACACCCUGAGAGGACCUUCGCUGGCGGCACGCGCUGGAGCACCACCGCGAGGAACCGCGACGCGGUCGCGGCGGCGUGGACGGCGCUGCUACUUUCGUCGCGAACGGCCUUACUGGAGCGCAUUACGGAGCUCAACCGCCACAUACACAAGCUCCACGACGAAAAGCAGCGUCGGCGGCAUGCCGAUGACCAGGAGAACCAGUGA